AUGUUUAAACGUCAAGCAAUCCCAUAUGUUGAAGUUUACCUUGUGAUUAUUAUUCACAUCUGCAAAUUCCGAGUGUUGAACGUGUUAUAGUAGUGUUGAUAUGUACUCUACUGGUAUUUAUUUAAACCCGAACAAUGAAGAAAUUCGGAACGGUAAAGGAGAAGCAAGAGCUUCAAGUACUUCUUUAAAAUCCACGGAAUACACACCUAAAAAGUGGUUGUUUCGUGUUAGAGUACCUGCAACAUUAAAAAAUGAUGAAAUCGUUUGUAUUUGUGGAGAUUUACCAGAAUUGGGAUCGUGGCAAUCUGAAAAAUGUGUUCCCCUUACGAGAGAAGAUGAUACCAACAUUUGGUCUGCUACAAUUGAAAUCCCAGAGAAAAAGAAAGUUGAAUUUAGGUAUGCCAUUUGUAUUAUCCUUGAACUUGGUAUUCAAGUUAUUGUAAGGAGCUGGGAGACGAACUUACAACCCAGGGCACUUGAUUCUAUUUCUGAUAAUUCACCUACCAUUGAAGAUUCUCCAGACGAAUAUGGUUGUUACAAUGAUAAGACACUUGUAGAUAGAGGUUGGUUAAGUAAAGAAACUGUGAUACAAUUAAAAUUAUGCAAUAAUCCUCUCGUAUUGUUCAGACCAAAGUAUCAAAAUCGAAAUGUUUAUAUAAAAGUAACACCAGUUUCUUUAACCCGUUAUAAUAAUGGUUUUCCUAAAACCAUGUCGGAAGCUCUGGAUGAAUCAUUAAGUGCAGACACGCAGGAUUCACUCGAAUCGCCUAGCCAUGCUUUUACCGAAGUGGCUAGCUUGUAUGCUGAAGAUCCUACUUUCAAUCCUCAGAAUCAAUUCGGUCACAUAUUCCAAAAGGACGACAUGUUGAUUUUUCAAUCUACAGUUUUGUUUCCAUCAAAUAUAGCUUUUCUUAUUGAUCUUUAUAUUUAUAGUUCGAGAUGCGGUGAUGGAGAACCGCCGUAUCAUGCCGGUUUCAGUUACCUUUUACCUUCAGUUUUUCAAACAUCUGAAGGGCAUGUAGUAUUACCAAUGACUAGUACAAAACAUCGUCCUUUAGGACAAAUUAGAAUAGAAUAUUUAAUAAUUGGUCCUUUGCCCAAUUUCAAAUGUGAUAUGCUAGUUUCGUAUGCGAGGCAUUGGAAAAAAACUAGAUCGGGAUUAGACGUUGGACAUAGAGGAUCGGGAUCUAGUUUUAAAACGAAAGUACAAAAUUGCGCUGAAGUCAGGGAGAAUACCAUAGCCAGCUUAAAAAACGCCAUAGAACAUGGAGCUGAUUUUGUAGAAUUCGAUGUACAGUUGAGUAAAGAUUUAGUGCCUAUUAUUUAUCAUGAUUUCCAUGUUUGUAUAUCCAUGAAGAGGAAGAAGGAGUUGAAUGAAAGUGAUAUGUUGGAGAUUCCACUUAAGGAACUCACUUUGGACCAACUAAGAUUGUUGAAGGUUUACCACUUGACAGAAGGUAAAUCGAAAAACCAGAGGUUCUUCGAUGAAGAACUCGACGACCAUCAACCAUUCCCAACCCUUCAGCAAGCCUUAGAAACUCUCGACACUCACACCGGUUUCAACAUUGAAAUAAAAUGGACCAUGCAGUCGUUCGAUGGUACUUACGAAUUGUACCAUCCCACCGAUCUCAAUCUGUAUCUUGAUACAAUACUAGAUGUGGUACUUCGUUACGGUGGCGAUAGAAGAAUUAUUUUUUCUUGUUUCAAUCCAGAUAUUUGUCAAGUGAUCAGGUUGAAACAGAAUAAAUAUCCUGUGAUGUUCUUAACGAUAGGCGAGAGUCAGAAUUAUUCCAAGUACAUGGAUCCGAGAUGCUGGUCUAUUAGAUCCGCCGCUCAGUACGCCAGGAUGAUUGAGAUAUUGGGCAUCAAUGUACAUACCGAAGAUCUCUUGAGGGACGCCAGUUUGAUAAAAUAUGGAACGGAAGCUGGUUUGGUGGUGUUUUGUUGGGGAGACGAAAACGCCGAUCCAGUUACGAUAAAAUACCUAAAGGAAUUGGGUCUACACGGGGUAAUUUACGACAAAAUCCACGAAUACAAUAAUAAAGAGGUGAAAGAAAGUAUCUUCAUGGUAGAAGCUAAAGAAUCCCAAAAAGAAUUGAUCAGAUUAGCGGCCGCCGUAUCAGAAACUCCCCAAAGUCCGCCCCCUCAAAACAUCCUCAAAGAACCAGUAUUGGAUUUCCAGAAUGCCAAAGGACAGUUGGGGGAUGUUAUAUCUACUGCUACUUCUUUGGAAUCCUUAGAAAGUCAGUUGAGUGAACAGGAUUAAAUUAUUGUUUUUUUUUGAUAAAUUAUUUUGAAAUUUAUGAAAAGUGAUAUUUCGCAGGGAUAAUAAGGGAUCGUAUAUCAUGUAAUAAUUUUAAAUUUAUUAAUUUAUGAUUAGGAAAAUUGAAUUUCACAAAAUUUGUUUUGGCAUAUUUCGUAGGUUUAAAGGUUAAUAAAAAUUAUGACGCUAUUAGAUUAUUCUAGUGCAAAGGUCAAGUUUUUAUAUGCGCAAAAUAAAAUUUUUUGCAGCAAAAAUUUAAUUGUUGAAUCGAAAUUCUUUUAUAUAUCACUGGAGAUUUAAUUCCAAUAAAUUUAGACAAAACUAUUAAUUUUUUAACCCAAAUUAACAAUAUUUGAAUUAUUUUAUUGUAAUUAUACACGUUCAAAAUGGUACGAGGAUAAGUUAAUAAGUUUCGACGUAUGUACCACAAGUUUUUGAAUAAAAAAAUUUUAUUUUUCAA
Molecule: messenger RNA, 2723 nt
Organism: Diorhabda sublineata
Lineage: Eukaryota; Metazoa; Arthropoda; Insecta; Coleoptera; Chrysomelidae
Product: glycerophosphocholine phosphodiesterase GPCPD1-like
Exons: 5
Coding region: 101-2266 (721 amino acids)
Biological process (GO): glycerophospholipid catabolic process
Molecular function (GO): starch binding; glycerophosphocholine phosphodiesterase activity
Source: RefSeq, a predicted model, not a curated record